AUACUUUCACGUUCCUUCAAACUGCGGAGUCAGUGGAGGAAUUCAGGACCAACCUGAGCCAAGUUUACAUACCUUGACACGAAGGAGGAGUUGCGAGGUCACGUCUUUCUCAACAAAGUUUAACAGCCGCAGAAAAUUGAGCUCAGUGCCACAGGAGGAGCUGCCAAACAGGACGCCAUCAACAUGGAAGACAUGAGUGUGGAGCAAAUGGCUGCAAGAGCCAACCAAGUGACAGACGAGUCUCUGGAAAGCACACGACGGAUGUUACAGAUGGCAGAGGAGAGCAAACAGACUGGUGCCAAUACCAUGGUGAUGCUGGAUCAACAGGGAGAGCAGCUGAACCGUAUAGAAGACGGCAUGAACCAGAUCAACGAGGACAUGAAGAAGGCUGACAAAAACCUGGAUGACCUGUCCAAGUGCUGUGGUCUGUGUGUGUGCCCCCAUGACAGGGUUAACUCUGUGGAGAAUGACCAGCGUUACAAGCGCACGUGGGCCACAGGAAGUGAGGAGGGACAAGGCGGAGACUCUAACGUGGUCUCAAAGCAGCCUUCAGCUGUUCGCAACGGGCAGACAGCCCAGGUGCAGGCGCCUGCCCCCUCAGGUCCUUACAUCAAGAGGAUAACCAACGAUGCACGGGAGGAUGAAAUGGAGGAGAAUCUGGAUGCGGUCGGCAGCAUCCUUGGGAACCUGAAAGACAUGGCUGUGAAUAUGGGCAGUGAAAUCGACAAACAGAACGUUCAGCUGGACCGCAUCAAUGAUAAGGCGGACAUGAACAAAGUGCGCAUUGAUGUAGCCAACCAGAGAGCCAAUAAGCUCAUCAAAUAAACCUGGAAUCUAACUUCUGCUCCUCUUCUCUUCAACUUUAAACCUCCUUUGCUUCGUACAUGCACAUCAUAUUUCUGCACAUGCACAGAUAGACACUCUGUCUUCAGAAAGAAAUUUGGUCCUGAAGGAGUUUUGCCAGCAGUGUGUUGUUGACUCCAUCUGAAACACACACACGUGUGUGUAUAUAUAGUGAUGCUGGACUGAUGGAAGCAGAGCGGGAAUCAGAAACCUGAACCAAAGAGGAAGUAGCAGAGCUGCUGUUGAUACCAAACCCACAGCAGAUCCAUUACAUCACUGUGAGGGAAGAAGCUCAAGUUAGCUGUUUUCUGUCUGCUUUUUCUUCCUGAUAUUUGUUUAUUGUUCACAAGAACUGCUUCCCUCUGUGUGUGUGUGUGUGUGUGUGUGUGUGUGUGUGUGUGUGUGUG
Messenger RNA from Austrofundulus limnaeus, 1250 nucleotides. RefSeq names its product synaptosome associated protein 23.1 (gene snap23.1). Gene Ontology annotation, biological process: exocytosis; synaptic vesicle priming; synaptic vesicle fusion to presynaptic active zone membrane. NCBI's taxonomy places the organism in Eukaryota, Metazoa, Chordata, Actinopteri, Cyprinodontiformes, Rivulidae. Gene Ontology annotation, molecular function: syntaxin binding; SNAP receptor activity. The record is from RefSeq and is a predicted model, not a curated record. The coding region runs from base 184 to 825 and encodes 213 amino acids. Gene Ontology annotation, cellular component: plasma membrane; SNARE complex. The transcript has 8 exons.